GAGUUCAGAGAGAGCUAGAGAGAGUGGGUGAGAGAGCAAGAGGGAGAGCGAGAGAGAGAGAGAGAGAGAAGCGAAGUAAGUGGAGAGGGUUGCCGCUGCGCACAAACAGAGAUUUGAUCUGCGAGUUCGGUGCUAGUCAGUUUGCACUAAGCCACCUACUGCAAACAAGGCUGCGUCUAAACAUAUACCUCUACAACUUGUUGAAUCGGCUUAAUAAUAUAGAAACUUUGUCAGGGAAAAGUUGAGGAACUUUUGAGUGGGACUGGAUACGACCUUGGAUCUAUUUAUGACAACAUUCAAGUGAAACAUUAUUUUUUGAAUGUAUGUUUUGAAGAAGUUUAUUAUAUUUAUUACCCGGGCAAAUUCACAUUAAUGUGAAUCCCUGCCAAAUAAUCGCAUUUGAAUAGACUGAAAAUAACAUCAACAUAGGGGGAACAAUAUAUUUUUAAAGACAUUUUUAUUUUUCAUCUCCAGGUGAACGAAGGUAACGAAGAAAACUGUGGAUUAAACAAAGCAGGAAUUCGGACAGAUUUUUUUUCUUACUUGACUUAUCGGUUCACUCCGGUGUGUAUGAACGUUUGCUAAAAAGCUAUGGAAGUAUCCGCGGACCAACCCCGAUGGAUGAGCCAUCACCACCCAUCGGUGCUAAACGAACAGCAUCCCGGUUCCCACCACCCGGGCCUCGGUCACUCGUACAUGGACCCCUCGCAGUAUCCCCUCGCCGACGAUGUGGAUGUACUGUUUAAUAUCGACUCACAGGGCAACCACGUAUCUCCAUACUAUGGGAACUCAGUCCGAGCCGUCCAGAGGUACCCACCUCCUCCACAUAGUAGUCAGGUGUGUCGCCCCUCUCUACUGCACGGCUCUCUGCCGUGGCUGGACGGAAGCAAAGCAAUGCAGCACCACAGUACUUCCCCGUGGAACCUGAGUCCUUUCCAAAAGAGCUCACUGCACCACGGUUCCCCGGCAGGUCUCUCCGUCUACCCCCCGGCGUCCUCCUCCUCCCUGUCCGGGGGCCACUCCAGCCCGCACCUCUUCACCUUUCCCCCCACUCCUCCGAAAGACGUGUCCCCGGACCCAGGCAUCUCCACUCCGGGCUCAAGCAGCAACAGUCGCCAACAGGAGGAAAAAGAGUGCAUAAAGUACCAGGUGUCCCUGGCCGAGAGCAUGAAACUGGAGUCUCACAGCCGGAGCAUGGCAUCAAUCGGAGCGCAAUCCUCCGCCCACCAUCAUCACCCCAUCGCCACAUACCCAUCCUAUGUCCCCGAAUACGGCCCAGGCCUCUUCCCACCAAGUAGCCUGAUAGGUGGGUCAUCUUCUAGUUAUGGUUCCAAAACAAGACCAAAAACAAGGUCAUGUUCAGAAGGUAGAGAGUGCGUUAACUGUGGAGCUACGUCGACCCCGCUCUGGAGGCGGGAUGGCACUGGUCACUAUUUGUGUAACGCCUGCGGACUCUAUCACAAGAUGAACGGGCAGAAUCGGCCCCUCAUCAAACCCAAGCGACGACUGUCUGCAGCAAGACGGGCAGGAACAUCAUGUGCAAACUGUCAAACGAGCACGACAACACUGUGGCGAAGAAACGCUAACGGGGACCCGGUGUGUAACGCUUGCGGUCUAUACUACAAACUGCACAAUAUCAACCGACCUCUCACCAUGAAGAAGGAGGGCAUCCAGACCAGGAACAGGAAGAUGUCCAGCAAGUCGAAGAAGAGCAAAAAGUCCCACGACAGCAUGGACGACUUCUCCAAGAGCCUGAUGGAGAAGAGCAGCUCGUUCAGCCCCGCCGCUCUGUCCCGCCACAUGUCCUCCUUCCCCCCCUUCUCACACUCCGGCCACAUGCUGUCCACCCCCACGCCCAUGCACCCCUCCUCCUUCGCCCCCCACCCCCACUCCAGUAUGGUCUCUGCCAUGGGCUAGAAGACCCCAAUGGUACCACCCACCUCCCAAAACCCCUCAAUCAACAAUUAACCCCCCCAUCCUCUUACCCUCAGUUCUCUUAGCUUACCUGAAUCUCAAGCUGAAAGAUAACCAAACUGAUCUCUGCUACCCAUAACCAACCACUCUGCUCCAUCACCAAGCCGCCUAUGAUCUGACCUCGGUGUGAGGGAGACAGGCUCUAUGGGUCCUUGCUUUUGUUCAGUUGUAUCUUUUUUCAUCUUUAUCAAGUGUAUCUACUGCGAUACUCAAAGCCUGGCAGACUGACUCAAUGACUGAGGUUUUCUGACUCCUGGGGAGACCAUUGUUGUUCUCCGACCUGGGAGAAAAGAUCCUGAAGCUUCACCCACUCACUGACUGUGUCCUCCCAGCUGAUAACCCCCAAUCCGGAAUCCCAUUUGUGUGCAAAAUGCCAUUAUUCAUGGGAAAAGCAAAGAUUAUAAACAAUCAUUACAAAAGCUAUUACAUUUAUGAUGCCCCAGAUUAUAAACAAUCAUUAUAAAAGCUCCAAUUUAUGAUGCCCCCCCUCCCCUUCUCACCCUACUUCACACACCUGUAUGACAGGACCC
Messenger RNA from Coregonus clupeaformis (lake whitefish), 2504 nucleotides. Its product is annotated as transcription factor GATA-3-like. The coding region runs from base 592 to 1917 and encodes 441 amino acids. Gene Ontology annotation, cellular component: nucleus. The transcript has 5 exons. Gene Ontology annotation, biological process: embryonic organ development; cell fate commitment; regulation of epithelial cell differentiation. The record is from RefSeq and is a predicted model, not a curated record. Gene Ontology annotation, molecular function: zinc ion binding; DNA-binding transcription factor activity, RNA polymerase II-specific; RNA polymerase II cis-regulatory region sequence-specific DNA binding. Lineage: Eukaryota; Metazoa; Chordata; Actinopteri; Salmoniformes; Salmonidae.